AACCAAAGCUGCCAUCUUUGCCCAUAUAGGAAGAUUCUAUUCUUAAGUGCUAACUAAAAUAUCUAAGAGUGGCUUCUUGACUUACCGAUAGCCUAGUUGUUUCUAUGCUGCUGACCACCUGACAGCUAGGAUGAAACUCAUAUUUAAGUUCACAAAAUGCACAGCAGUUAAUCUACUGAAGCGCAGGAAUGUACAUGGUUGUCAAUAUCGGACGAACUGUGUGGAAACUACUUUUCUUAAGGGGUCAUGGAAGAGACGAGAAUAUGUAGGCCUACUUUCACGUCGCAUGCCAUUUUAUCAUUUGGAGUCUUUCACGUCGCCAUUCCCCAGUAUCCGAUUUGGAGAGGUUUCAGCACCCCUGGAUCUCUGGAGACUAUCGAGGCUCAAACUGAACUGGUAUAGUACCUCCACUGAUUCGAGACCUGACACUCAAGAUGGGGUUGAAAGUGAAGACAACUCAACCACGACUAAAGACAUCAUGCAAAUACCAUUGGAAGACAUCCUGGCACACCCGGGGCGAUGGCGCCUGUUGAGUUUCGGCUCCUUAUACUCAUCGUUGAUGAAGAGCUUUGGUGCUGGAGCCAGACUGUGGAAACUCGUGGAGAGGAAACCAGAGUUCCCCCUCGAUGGUGGCCAGAAGCAACGAAUUGCCAUUGCAAGAGCCUUACUCAAGAACCCGAAGAUACUCCUGCUUGACGAAGCCACAAGUGCGCUGGAUGCGGAGAACGAGAAACUGGUGCAGGAGGCACUAGAGCGUCUGAUGGUGGGCCGCACAGUGCUCAUCAUUGCCCACCGCCUCUCCACCAUCCAGAACGCCAACAAUGUGGUCAUGCUGGACCAGCAUCACGUCGUCGAGUGCGGCAGCUACACCAAGCUGCUGGCUAACCGUGACGGACUCUUCCGGAAGCUCAUGGAGAAGCAGGCCUUCAUGCAGGGGGAGCAGAAUCAGGCCCUGUAGUGAGGCACCAAAGAAACACCCCUCCCCUCCAGCCCACUCCAGCCUUUAGAGGCCAGGAAAUGAGAUUGGGUUAGCUCGUGAGGGUCAAAGGUCAUGGGAGACAGUCACGUAUCUAGCAGCACAUGCUGAUGUUAUAUUACAUUUUCUGGAGACCUCUGAAGUUCCUAUGGGAAAAUAACAUGGGGAUUUUGAAUUAUCGCACCUGUUAAACUCUCGCAGGGACAGGACAGUAAAGUCUUAAAUGCAGACAUUUUCCUAAACACACUUUUGUCCUCUGCCUUCUUGUGCAUACUGUGAUCUCCAGUACGUGAAGCCGGCACACUUUAAUUUUUGCUACCCCAGAGCUAACUUGCUAACUAACUUAAUGGCAAGUUGCAUCGUGAGUUAGCUCUGGGGUAGCAAAAAUCGAAGUCUGCCACCUUCGCGUACACACAGUAUCCUCUCGAAGGCAGAGGACAAAAGUGUGUUCAGAAAAACACCUGAAUUUCCGAUUUUGUCAUCCCCGGUAGAGUUUAACAGGUGUGAUAAUUCCAAAUCCCCAUGUUAAUUUCCCAUAAGAUUUCGCCAGAUACUGUGUCUCCUUAUAUGGGCAGCGAUAUGAUUAAUUUACAUACCUCACCAUAUAAACAGGUAAUAUGUGAGACAUUUGUCAUGCAUUAAUUGACUCAGGUUGUUAAUUGUCAUUGUAUCGAUGAUAUUCACAUGCCCACAAUGCUUGUUUGGCAUAGCGCUGAUGGCUCAUGAUGAUCAAUCUUGACACACUUCUCCUAGGUGGUCCAUCAUGUCAAAAUAAUAAUAUGAUGUUGUUGCACACACACACACACACACCCCUGUGAGGAUAACUAGUCAACUGUUAUCAGCAUUGCACUGCAUAUCACAAAAUGUAUGUCAUAAAUGAAUUACUUAGAAUGUAUCUUUGUAACCUACAAUAUAUAUUUGUGGUGAAGCGCCCCUUAUUGACUACCAUCGGCAUUAUUGCCUUGCACUAUAUUUAUAUUUAAUCCUAAACCUCAGUCUAUACUGAUAUUGCACUCCCACCUUCUUUUCAAUUGUAUAUUGCAUCUUGCUUGUGCCUGUUGAUGUGUCCACGACCAUGGAAACCUUGACAGGGACAACAAGGAGGUGGACAUUCCCAGCCACACUCCCCCUCUGGACAAUUGCAUUACCCUAUCCCACUUAGUGUAUAUUUAUUUGCAAAUGUACACACUGUAUUUAUUAUUAUGCAUAGCCUUAUUCUACUGUCCUUCAUUCUAUUCUUACUGUUCUGUAUCUUAUUCUUUUAUGUUUUAUUUGUUUAAGUGUUGUUUAAGUGUUGUACUUUGAGAGCAAAGAUUAACCAGAGUCAAAUUCCUUGUUUGUCUACACAAACCUGGCCAAUAAAGCUUAAUCUGAUA
Molecule: messenger RNA, 2352 nt
Organism: Sardina pilchardus (European sardine)
Lineage: Eukaryota; Metazoa; Chordata; Actinopteri; Clupeiformes; Clupeidae
Product: ATP-dependent lipid A-core flippase-like
Exons: 5
Coding region: 131-958 (275 amino acids)
Biological process (GO): oligopeptide export from mitochondrion
Cellular component (GO): mitochondrial inner membrane
Molecular function (GO): ABC-type oligopeptide transporter activity; ATP binding; ATP hydrolysis activity
Source: RefSeq, a predicted model, not a curated record